Molecule: messenger RNA, 732 nt
Organism: Aspergillus saccharolyticus JOP 1030-1
Lineage: Eukaryota; Fungi; Ascomycota; Eurotiomycetes; Eurotiales; Aspergillaceae
Exons: 3
Coding region: 1-732 (243 amino acids)
Source: RefSeq, a predicted model, not a curated record
AUGGAUGAGGCUCUAGUGCAGGAGCGGGUUGCUCGUCGUCGCACGUUGGCUAAAAUUGAGAAAAUGAUCAAGGCAACUCCGAAUCAUCAUGUUGAAGCCCACGACCUGAAGGCGGCCAGUAUCCGUCACCUUCCCUUAUCCCUUGAAGGGGAUACUCAACACUAUCCGCUCUUUUUUAGACCAUACAAAAGAGAACUGCCUCUACCACAAAAAGAAAAGGAGGAGAAAUUGCUGAAAUUUAAGCCUGAUCCAGAUCACAUCAUGUGGGAUACUCGCGAUAUGGAGAUCUUUCUUACUCGCCACUUUCAUGAGUGCUGGGAAUAUGCAUCGCUGGAGUACCCUCAUAGCCCUCCGCUGUCUGGUAUAUACCGAGAGAUUGGAGAUUACAAAUUUGGACAACUUCUGGACUGUAUAGGGUUCAACUGGUAUGCUGUGUCAGUAACCGACUAUCCAGCGGGAAACUAUCCACACUUCAAAGUUAUGUUGGAAAGCGAAGCGAUUGGGGAUGAUCGACUACUGCGCGGAGAAAUUAUAACUAUUACCGACAUCAUGGCUACUCGCCUGAAGACUAGCUCGCUGCGCCAGCAUACAAUUGCCCCAAUGCUAGUCAUGUCUCUUAUGGGCCCUCGCCAUUGUCGCGUACUGGAGGCUGAUUUUGACGGAAAUUUUCUCAACAUCCGUGCUUCCAGGCUGUACGAUUUCACACAAAAGAAUACCGAUACUGUGCAAUGA